Dromaius novaehollandiae (emu) is the source of this 8446-nucleotide messenger RNA. It is a transcript of the gene PATJ, whose product is annotated as PATJ crumbs cell polarity complex component. The record is from RefSeq and is a predicted model, not a curated record. Lineage: Eukaryota; Metazoa; Chordata; Aves; Casuariiformes; Dromaiidae. Gene Ontology annotation, molecular function: protein binding. The transcript is spliced from 45 exons. Bases 299 to 5971 code for a protein of 1890 amino acids.
GCGACGGCGCCGCAGCUGCCCUUACUCAAGAUGUCUGCGGUACAGCGCGCCGCCUCGGCGGGGCGGGGGGAGCCCUAACCGCCCCGCGGCGGGAAGCUGCGGCCGCUCCGUGUGUGAAGCCGCUCUGGCCCCGCAGCGGGGGAGUCCCGGUGCCGGGGCCGAGCGGCGGGCGAGCCUCGCCCCUCCCCAGCCCCCUCCAACGCCCCCCGAGGCGGGGAGAGCUCGGCUAGGGGAGACCUGCGCGGCGGAGGGUCGCGAAGGCAGGUUAUUCUGAGUAAUUCCAAGAAUACCUUUCAACAUGCCUGAAAAUCCUGCAGCAGAUAAACAGCAGGUGCUGCAGAUCCUUGAUCGUCUGCAAGCAAAACUCCGUGAAAAAAGAGAUGCUCCACAUAAUGAAAACCUGACUGUUUUGCGUAACACACUCAGGAGCCCUUUGUUUAACCAGAUUCUGACUCUCCAGCAAUCCAUCAAGCAACUGAAGGAGCAACUUAAUUAUAUGCCUCCAGACUGUUCAGUAGAUUUCGAUUUUACUAAGAGAGGGCUACUGGUGUUUGCUGACAAAUCAGUUGCUAAUGGGAGCUUGCGUACACCUUGUGAUUCACCUGAACCCGGAGCAUCUCCUUUCAUUCCAAACCUAGGAGUUAAUGAAUUUAACGCAAUCAUCCAACAGAUGGCAAAGGGCAGACAAAUAGAAUCAAUAAAGAUAGAAAAGCCUUCUGUUGGAGGUCUUGGAUUUAGCGUGGUUGCCCUUAAAAACCACAGCUUGGGAGAAGUUGGUAUCUUUGUCAAGGAAGUCCAGCCAGGAGGCAUAGCUGACAGGGAUCAAAGACUAAAGGAAAAUGACCACAUACUGGCCAUUAAUUGCACCCCAUUGGAUCAGAACAUUUCCCAUCAGCACGCUAUUGCGCUCCUCCAACAAUCCACAGGAUCUUUACAUCUGGUUGUUGCUAGGGAGCCAGUUCAAGGCAACAGCAGAACUUCGGCUGUCUUAGCAAGUGAUAUAAAUCCACCUGAGACUAUUCAUUGGGGCCACACUGAAGAUGUUGAGCUGAUUAACGACGGUUCGGGAUUAGGCUUUGGAAUUGUAGGAGGAAAGUCGAGUGGUGUGGUUGUGAGAACAAUUGUUCCUGGGGGAUUGGCAGAUCGGGAUGGGCGGCUCCGGACAGGAGAUCACAUCUUACAAAUUGGUGGGACCAACGUUCAAGGAAUGACCAGCGAACAGGUUGCUCAAGUGCUGAGAAACUGUGGGAACUCUGUUAGGAUGAUAGUUGCAAGAGACCCAAAGUGUGAAAUUACAGAGACUCCUCCAACUCCUGUGAGCUGGCCAGUUAGUAUAUUACCCUCCUUUCAAAAUGAGAAUGAUAAUACCGAUCUUUUUGAGACCUAUGAUGUUGAACUUAUAAAAAAGAAUGGGCAAAGCCUGGGGAUAACAAUUGUUGGAUAUGCUGGCAUAUGCGAUACAGCAGAACCUUCAGGGAUUUUUGUGAAAAACAUAAUACCUGGGAGUGCUGCUGACCAUAAUGGCCAAAUUCAAGUUCAUGACAAAAUUGUAGCUGUUGAUGGAGUUAAUAUUCAGGAUUAUACGAACCAAGAAGUGGUGGAGGCAUUGCGUAACACAGGACAGACUGUGCGCCUUACCUUGCUUAGAAGGAGACUUUCUUCUGCUACUCUUUCUUCAGAAAGAUCAUUAGAUAGAGUGCAGCCAACUGUUCCAGCCUUAGUGUCCCUUGGAGCUGUAGGGAUUGAAACUAGCGUGGACAGUAAGAGUGGGGAAAACCAAGAACAGAAGGAUAAUCUUCAAAAUGAAAAGAAACAGAGUCUACAUAAAACAGAAAGAGUCCCAUUCUCUCCAGCAUAUGAGCUGAAAUCCAAGUGGGAAAACCUGCUGGGACCUGAUUAUGAAGUUAUGGUUGUGAAUGUGGAUAUGCCCAUUACAGAUGAUUCAGAGCUCCAGAAGUACUCAAAGCUAUUACCCAUCCACACCUUGAGAUUAGGAGUUGAGCUUGACACAUUUGAUGGACAUCAUUACAUAUCAUCCAUUGCUUCAGAUGGUCCAGCUGCAACACUUGGCCUUCUGCAACUGGAGGAUGAACUGCUAGAGGUAAAUGGAGUUCAGCUGUAUGGAAAAUCGCGCCGUGAGGCAGUCACUUUUCUGAAAGAAGUGCCACCUCCAUUCACACUGGUUUGCUGCCGGCGCCUUUUUGACGAUGGCAAUGAAUCUCUUGUUGAUGAGCCGCGUGCAGGGGUUUUGCCUCUGGAGCAGAAGGUGAAACCUGAGGAAGGCAUUAAUCCUGAGGAGGAAGAAGGGGAAUUAGCAUUAUGGUCUCCUGAUGUGAAGGUUAUUGAACUGGAGAAAGACAAAAAUGGUUUAGGAUUCAGCAUUUUAGACUAUCAGGAUCCCUUAGAUCCGACCAGAACAGCCAUUGUGAUCAGCUCUUUGGUGGCAGGCGGAGUAGCUGAACGUGGAGGGGAGCUUUUACCAGGCGACCGCUUGGUGUUUGUAAAUGAGAACUCUUUGGACAGUGCCACUUUAGGAGAGGCAGUGGAAGUGUUGAAAUCUGUGCCGCCGGGUACAGUUUCUCUUGGAAUCUGCAAACCUUUGGUGGGAGAAAGCAAAGAGGAGGAGGAGAACAUGUGCAACAUGGAUUCCAGCAAUGUUAAAACCAGCACUGGAUCUCCAGAACCAGCAGAUAAUAAUUUCUCAAUAAUACUUGAAGCCCCACAGGGCUUCAGAGAUGAAAUGCCUUUUAAAGAAGAGCUUGUUGAUGAACCAGUUUUGGAUUUAGGAAGGUCAUUUCAGCUUCCUCAAAAUGAUACGGAGUAUGAGAAGGAGUCCUGGGAAAUGCAUGAAUUUCUGAAACCAAGAGCAGAAGAAGUAGAUGAAGAACGGGAAAUGUUGGUAGAUGAUGAGUAUGAAGUGGAUGCCGACUUCCUGAAAUAUAACGUGUCAGGUGGACAGAAGGCAACUUCAGAGAGGGACCUCAACUCUACAGAGCAAUGGGCAAAGAAACUUGAGACAAAUACAAUACAAAACUUAAGAUCUAGUGUUCACUUCAGUCGAAAACAGUCCCUGGAAUAUCCUCUCCAUGAAGAGCCGAUGUAUGAAGAAAAUGCUAGUAUAAGUUCACAAUCUUCUGGAACCACAGCAGACAGCAGCUAUCAGAAAGGCAUAUUUGAUACUGAAAUUACCCAGCCAGGAGCAAAAAACAAGACGGAUUUAGGUGCAAAGCUUCAAAUUGACUCCAAGGUACCUAUGCUUGCUGUUGAUCUGGAAGCUAUUGAAAAGGAACUAAAAGAAGAGAAUUGUAUUUUUUCUAAGAAUCAGGAAUCUGGGAGAGUUACUGCCUUACCUCAGCCUAGAACAGCAUUGUGCAGUGAAUUACCUGAGAGAGAAGAAGGAGAAGGAGAAGAAACUCCCAACUUCAGCCAUUGGGGACCACCACGGACUGUUGAGAUCUUUCGAGACCCUCAUGUGUCUCUUGGAAUCAGUAUUGUUGGUGGACAAACCGUCAUAAAGCGCCUGAAGAAUGGAGAGGAACUUAAAGGGAUCUUUAUCAAACACGUCUUGGAAGACAGCCCAGCAGGAAGAACAAGGGCUUUAAAAACUGGAGAUAAAAUACUUGAGGUUUCUGGGGUAGACUUACAGAACGCCACGCACGAGGAAGCAGUAGAAGCUAUCAAGAAUGCAGGAAAUCCUGUUGUGUUUGUCGUUCAGAGUUUGUCUAACAUGCCAAAAGUGGUUUCUCCUGUGCAGCCUAAGGGGAGCAAAGUUCAGGACGCAGAGAAAGAAAAUAAGACUGAAAAGAGAAGAUAUGGGGCUCCACCUCCAAUGAAACUGCCGCCUCCGUAUCGAGCACUGGAAAGACUGCACCCGGAGGAAGCUAACGUGGAUGAAGAGGAGGAAGCUUGUGCGGAGAAAAAAAUUAGGCAAAGAUAUGCAGAUCUGCCGGGAGAGUUGCACAUUAUUGAGCUUGAGAAAGACAAAAAUGGGCUUGGACUGAGUCUUGCUGGGAACAAGGACCGAUCUCGCAUGAGCAUCUUUGUAGUUGGUAUCAAUCCAGAUGGACCUGCGGGACGAGAUGGAAGGAUGCAUAUUGGGGAUGAGCUUUUAGAGAUAAACAAUCAGAUAUUGUAUGGAAGAAGUCACCAGAAUGCUUCUGCAAUAAUUAAGACUGCUCCAUCAAAGGUCAAGUUAGUUUUCAUACGAAAUGAAGAUGCAGUCAAUCAGAUGGCUGUUACUCCUUUCCCAUUACCUUCCAGCUCUCACUCUUCUAUUGAGGAUCAUGGUGGCACUGAACCUGCAAAGAGCGAAGAAGACACCAGCUUGGAAGUUGUCAUGAAAAGCUUGACUGAUGAGCAAUCCAUCAAAGCUGAUGUGAAAUAUAAAGUUGACAAACCAGCAUUGGUAGAUCAGCAGGAAGUGGAGGAGCAGCUCCCAGAAAACGUCUUCGACCAGAUCAAACAAUCAAAAUCUUCCACAAAAGUACCGGUCACCUUACAGGAGAUAUCUCUGGUGCCAGCACCUACUUAUCUUUCUCCAGAGGCAGAAUUCACCAGCCGUAGUGUUCUUCCACCUCUGUUGCCUGUGGAUCCAGCAACCUGUCCUAUUGUUCCAGGGCAGGAGAUGACUAUAGAGAUAUCUAAGGGUCGAUCGGGCCUUGGUCUCAGCAUCGUUGGAGGGAAAGACACUCCGCUGGACGCCAUCGUCAUCCACGAGGUCUACGAGGAGGGGGCGGCCGCUCGCGACGGCAGGCUCUGGGCCGGGGACCAGAUUCUCGAGGUGAAUGGGAUCGAUCUGCGGAACGCCAACCACGAAGAAGCUAUCACGGCGCUGCGGCAGACCCCGCAGAAGGUGCAGUUGGUUGUCUACAGGGACGAAGCUCAUUACAAAGACGAAGAAAACUUGGAGAUUUUCCACGUAGAUAUACAAAAGAAAACAGGCCGAGGGCUAGGCCUCAGCAUAGCUGGGAAACGAAAUGGAAGCGGAGUGUUUAUCUCUGACAUUGUUAAAGGAGGAGCUGCAGACCUAGAUGGAAGAGUAAUUCAAGGAGAUCAGAUUUUGUCUGUUAAUGGAGAGGAUAUGAGAAAUGCCUCACAAGAGACUGUUGCCACUAUACUUAAGUGUGCCCAAGGCCUGGUGCAUCUUGAGCUGGGGAGAUUGCGAGCUGGAUCGUGGCUGUCGUCACGGAAAACAUCCCAGACCAGUCAGGCGACCCAGCAGAGCGUCCACAGUCACUUCCGCCCUGCGCUUGCGCCCGUCAUCUCGACCUUGCAGAAUUUCGUCAGCACGAAGAGACCUUCAGCAGAUGCGUCUCAGAGGAACUCGGGAGGAGCAGAUAUGGGCCCAAGGACUGUGGAGAUAACAAGGGGACCAAAUGAUGCACUUGGUAUCAGCAUAGCAGGAGGGAAGGGAAGUCCGUUAGGAGAUACUCCCAUCUUCAUUGCUAUGAUUCAAGCCAGUGGCGUGGCCGCGCGUACCCAAAGACUCAAAGUUGGAGAUCGGAUUGUCAGUAUUAAUGGGCAACCUUUGGAUGGGCUGUCUCAUGCAGAUGCUGUUAAUCUACUAAAGAAUGCUUAUGGGAGCAUUAUCCUGCAGGUUGUGGCUGAUACGAACAUCAGUGCCAUUGCUACCCAGCUGGAGAGCAUGUCUGCGGGAUGCAACCUUAACUCUUCGUUGGAGCAUCCGUCUGAAGAUCCUGAAGCACCUCAACCUAAGAUUAUUACUUUGGAGAAAGGCUCUGAUGGACUGGGAUUUAGUAUUGUAGGGGGGUAUGGAAGUCCCCAUGGAGACCUGCCCAUUUAUGUCAAGACUAUAUUUGCCAAGGGAGCGGCGGCGGACGAUGGCAGACUGAAGCGCGGCGAUCAGAUUUUAGCCGUUAACGGGGAGGCGCUGGAAGGUGUCACUCACGAGCAAGCUGUGGCUGUUCUCAAACGCCAGAAAGGAACUGUCACGCUCACGGUGUUAUCAUGAACGGCAUUGCCCUUGCGGAGAUAAAUGCAAUUAUUUUAGCACAUCAGUAGAGCUAUUAUGAUACUGUUUGGCCCUGAGCAGGAUGCAGAGUGAGCGGUGGCAGAGAUGAGUCCGUGCUCCUCCCAUUGCCAGAAUUGCUAACGUGUAUCUCCAGUCUCCUUUAGCCCUCCACCUUCAUCAGUCGGCCUUUCCGCCCUGCCUGCCCACCCUCUCCUGCUUCUGGUGGCUUCUGGGUUUUCUCUGAACAAAUUUAAUUAGGAAGCUUUAAAGAAUAAUAUCCUUUUUGCUUUAUCUAUGCAUGGGUUUAUCCCCACCAGUGCAAACCCCGGCUACCGCUGCCGAACCUGGAAUCGGUUCACACACAAAAGAGAAUUUAGAUCAUCAGCUGAUCUCAUCUGAUGAGCAGAAAUAAAUGCUGAGUGACUUGUCAUCUCACUCAUGAUUUACUUAUGCUAAUUGUCCUUUCAAGUAUGCCAGAAAACAUUAGCAAUGUAAUUAAAUUACCACUGUUCCAAAUGAUGAAAUAUCAAAUUCUCCUCUGGGAAAUUAUUUGUGCUCGGCACAGUAAGUCUGAUAGUCAAAUGUGAACUUCUCAUGUUUAUCUCUUUGGGUAGGUCUGUGGAAGUUAGUCAGAGGUAAUUACUGUGAUGUGUCAAUUUGCAGCCUUUAGCAUGAAAAAUCAACUAGGGGAGAAGGAAAUUUAAUUUUUUAGGCUUUUAAAAUAUUUGAGCCUUUUCAGAUAUUGGUGAUGCAUGAACAGCAACAUAUCUUGUUUUAUUCUAAUAAUAUUUUUAAAGAAGCAGCAGCGUGCUGGUGUGUGCCAGGGACGUUGCACACAAAGGCAGUUGUCGUUGUGCCAAGCUGCAGCCUAAUUGUUCCUCCUGAAGCUUUAAUGAAGACGAAAGUUUGCUCCCGUAACGUGAUCCGGCAAUUCUGGGAGCGACGGCGAGCUGCUGCCCCUCUGCACGCUGUCUGUAAGGCCGGGUGAAGCUCACCCAAACCGGCGGCCCAUUUUCAGCUCGCCCGGAGCCUCCGCAGCAGCAGGGAGAGGCUUUUCCUGGCCGCGGAGGGUGGUUCCUCCACGGGGUCACUCGGUUUGGGGUCCGACUGCUCCGGCAGUGGCAGGAGAGAGGGUGUAGGAACCCCGUUUUGGGUGAGACCGCUCUGGGCCAGAGGGAUGGGGGUGCAGGACCUGCCGCCAAACAGUCAGCACCUUCGUACCGCGUCCCGGCCGUUUCAGCGGCGAUUGCAUGAGCGCGGCCUUAGUGAUUUUGCAGAUGAAUUUGGCAGGCAGAUUAAUGGUAAUGCCGGUCGUUGUGGCUUAAUCUCACUAUCCAGGGGAGCAGCGGGGUUUUAGAGGAGCAGCCCGGUCCGAUUUGGGCUGUUCGGUAUAAUUUACAAUGACGGUGUAGCAGGGAGAAGCGAAAGGAGGGGGUGCCUUCAGAAUUGCCUGCUCGCUUUAUGUGAAAAAUCUCUCAAAAUAAAUGGAACGGGGAUCCAAAAUCUGUAAUAACUGUGUAGCGCGGGGUUUGCGUCAGAAGUACUCCCGUUCAGUAUGGUUUAGCCAGAGCGGGUAUUCCUCCGUUUGGUGUAAGAGGACAUGUGCUGCAGCGAGAUGCAAUACGCUAAAACGAGCAAGCUGUGAUUAGCGCUCAUCAAAAACGUCUUCCUGAUUUCAUUUGAAAGUUUUCUUCAACUUUAGGUGGUCACAGAGUGCAUUCAGCCUGCCGGCACUGUUUGUGGGUGUCCCUGAACGAGACGUACCUUGGGAAACGCAGUCCCAUAUGGGAUUUGCCAAAUGAAGUGUUAGUGGCACCUGGGUUAUAGAUGCACAAAAAUAUGUCCAGACAUAUUGAAUUAGAGAAUUUUUAGCAAACUGCCUUUGGUUGCAAAAGUAUCUAAGGUACGCAGACGUUAACCGCAGGUAGGUGAAAUGCGAAGCGGUACCCUAGAAAUACUCUACAGAGUUUAUGGACAAAGUGUAGCGAUUCAUCAGUCUGAUUAUGUUUUUAUAGCCAUGAUGUUCAUACUUUAAGAUAUUGCCACAUUUAAUCUAUGGAGUUUUACGUGGCUAUUUAUUAGCCUCUUAGGCGCACACUGUCCAUAUACGUAAAUAAUAGAAUUUACGGGCUGAGAUAUUUUGCACUUCUUAUUGCUCAGAAUGGGAGAUAAUAUUUUCUGCUUCUUGUAAUUUGCACUUUGUCUUUUGAAUAUAUUACUGCCAAAAAUCGUAUUGCAACUAAUUGAUAAACCAGUGACCAUGCAGAGAAGCGUGUGCUGUAUGUACAGGCCCAAGUUAUCUAAUUAAGUUUGCAUUACGCUUGUCUGGGUUGAGGUGUUCUGGUUUGUUUAAAACUUUAUUUCUGUGCAAGGGAAAAAGCAAUUAAAUUUCCUGGCUGUAUGUUUACGUAUAUCAGUAAAAUGAGACGUUUUAUGACUUCCAAAGAUUCUAAAUAAAGCUCAGUUAACUAAGUA